This is a messenger RNA of Knipowitschia caucasica, 387 nucleotides long. NCBI's taxonomy places the organism in Eukaryota, Metazoa, Chordata, Actinopteri, Gobiiformes, Gobiidae. The record is from the annotation of a GenBank genome assembly.
AUGCAGAAAAAUGAGCUGGCCAAACAAAUACGUAGUUUGAGAGACGAGGUGAAGGCGUCUAUUGAGCAGGCUAACAACAGAGUUAGCAUGCUGGAGGAGCGCAUGGCUAGCUUGGAGGAGGGGACCAACACGUGCUCUGAUGGCGUAACGGAGUUGGAGCAACAGGAUGGGGACACUAUCCGAAUUUUCCCGGAUUUUACGCAAAGUGUAGCACGGCAGAGAGCAGCGUUCGGACCAGCGCGACAGAUCCUGAGGCAGUGCGAAGGGGUGAAGUAUGGACUUUUGUAUCCAGCAAGAUUGAAGAUCACCACCCCCGACGGCGUGCAGCAGAUGUUCUCGGACCCGGUGAAGGCGACAGCGUUUGCCAAGGGACUGAUGGCGCCAUGA